AUGGGUCAAAUGUUCGAUCGACAAGUUGCCGGGCCGACACUGCAUACUCAAAAACAAGUUACCAAAAUUUCCGAUAUAUCCCAAUUACCACCUGAACUAGCUUUGCAAAUUCUCAAAAAUUUAAAUGCAACUGAUCUAUGCCUUGCCUCGUGUGUUUGGCAAACAUUGGCUAACGAUGAAAUCCUUUGGCUCGGAUUAUGUAAAUCAAAUUGGGGCUAUGCAUCUGUAUACAAACGAGCUCGUGAUGAAGGUAUUUCAUUCCGAAGGAUUUAUUUACAACUUGACGAAGGUACAUUAAGAUUCAAUGCUGGACAGGGAUUGCAAUAUUUUCUUGAAAAUCGAUUAAUUGACGACGUAUGCGAAGAAAUAUGUCAAUUUUUUCAUAAUACAAGAAAAUUGCGGUCCGUAGAGAAACGUAAAUUAUUACAAACACGCCGUGACAUCUUGGAGCGUCUUGUUGAACUUCAAUCUUACGAAAAUCAAUUUCUACCCAAUGCUCUACGUCAAUUCUUUGCAAAACUUGAUGCACCUGAAGAUCGAAAUGAGUACCUAUCAAUUUUGAUCGAAAAUUUUUCCAAACGCUUUCAUGAAUGUAACAAAGACCUUGGCUUAUCGACUGAGACAAUCUACGUUUUAUGCUUUUCAUUGAUUCUUCUUUCAAUUGAUCUUACAUCACCACAUGUUAAAAAUAAAAUGUCAAAACGUGAAUUUAUUCGUAAUACACGUCGUGCCAUAAUUAAUGGAACAUUAAGUGACGAAUUAGCUGGCCACUUAUAUGAUAAUAUAUAUUUGAUUGGUCAUGUCGCGCGUUCAACCACCGCUGCAAAUUGA
Messenger RNA from Adineta ricciae, 831 nucleotides. Lineage: Eukaryota; Metazoa; Rotifera; Eurotatoria; Adinetida; Adinetidae. The record is from the annotation of a GenBank genome assembly.